AUGGGAUAUUCCACGGAAAAGUUUGUAACGACGCCCAACCCCAAUCUGAUCUGUGGCAUCUGCGCAUGCGUUUUGCGGGAUGCCGUCCUGACCCGAUGUGGGCACGCUUUCUGCCAGACCUGUCUCGAUACCUGGUUGGCUAGACCAUUGGCGGGAACGUGUCCUCAGUGUCGCACCUGUAUCAGCAAAUUCCAGGUGAGCCCCGUCUGGGCGAUCCGGGAAAUGAUCAACGGAUUAUCCAUCUACUGCAGCAACGCCGACCGCGGCUGUACCUUGACUCUGGGUGUUGAGAACUUGGAGAAGCACCUUGACUCCUGCGGCUACGGACCUGUAGAAUGCGUAGCUUGUGGCGUCGUGGUCAACCGACUCGACUACCCAGCACACACGGUGGAAUGUGAGAAAUAUACCCUCGAGAAAAGUGGGCAGCUGCAGACUUCAACCCAGACUUCACCGACAGCAGACGCGCCCGACGUUGAGAAGUUGAACCAGCGACUGAACGCGCUUGAGAUACAGCUGAAGCACAGCCGCAAGCAGCUCCACCUUUGCCAAGCCGAUAAUCGAAAACUGGAGCGGGAGCUGUCCAAAGCGCGUAUCGACUUACAGAGAAAGCGAACCGAGUUCAAUCUCUUCAAAGCUCAGAUGUGUGAAUUCGACGCCGAUUAUCCAUACGGCUUCCAACCAGACGGCGUCUCCAAACUCUCCCUCCUCAUCGCCUGUCAUCAGCAGGAGAAACCCGAGAACAUCGACCAGAACCGCAUCUUCACCUGCAUCCAGCGUUGCUAUGACAACUUCGCGCGGUGCGGAUCCAAAUACGAGCACGACGUCCAUAUGCUGAUCGCGACCGCGUAUGCCAGUAAGUGGUUUUCGGACAACCACAAGAUCAACUUUCACUGUUGGCUGCAGAGCAUCGCACGAUAUCGCAAGUAUGCCGACUGGGGCAGGACAACUGUCAGUCAACAAGCCCCUAAUCAUCACCACCACCAGGAAGAAUCGCAUCACUUGAUUGGUGAUGAUGUUAAUUCGACGAGAAGUCAAAUGCAUCGAGGUACGGUCAACAUAGGCAGUAACCAACUUUCUAGGUCACUCUCUCUUCGAUGA
Molecule: messenger RNA, 1098 nt
Organism: Strongylocentrotus purpuratus (purple sea urchin)
Lineage: Eukaryota; Metazoa; Echinodermata; Echinoidea; Camarodonta; Strongylocentrotidae
Product: E3 ubiquitin-protein ligase NRDP1-like
Exons: 1
Coding region: 1-1098 (365 amino acids)
Molecular function (GO): metal ion binding
Source: RefSeq, a predicted model, not a curated record